Messenger RNA from [Torrubiella] hemipterigena, 1468 nucleotides. The record is from the annotation of a GenBank genome assembly. NCBI's taxonomy places the organism in Eukaryota, Fungi, Ascomycota, Sordariomycetes, Hypocreales, Clavicipitaceae.
AGACCCAGCAACCAACUCCACGACAUCACGCCCAUCAUACACCAAUUCGUCCCAAGACAACUCUUUUACCUAUCGAAGACCCGUACUGCCUCACACAUCGAAUCUCACAAUGCGACCCGGCGUCCGCAGCACUGUCGACAGGCUCGACAGACCGAGCGCCUACUACCACGGCAAGAACAAGAGAAGAAGAGAUCGCGACGAUGACCGUGAAGAGCCCGCCGAGCCCCAGGUUGAUCCUCUAGCCAACGCAACCACCCUCUACGUCGGCAACCUCUCCUUCUACACAACCGAGGAACAAGUACACGAGCUCUUCUCCAAGUGCGGCGAAAUCAAGCGCCUCGUCAUGGGCCUCGACCGCUUCAGCAAGACGCCCUGUGGCUUCUGCUUUGUCGAAUACUACACACACGCCGACGCCCUCGACUGCAUGAAGUACAUUGGUGGCACCAAGCUGGACGAGCGUAUCAUCCGCACAGAUCUGGACCCUGGAUUCGAAGAGGGCCGCCAGUACGGCCGCGGCAAGUCGGGCGGUCAGGUCCGUGACGAGUACCGCGAGGACUUUGACGAGGGCCGUGGUGGUGUUGGGCGCGCCGUCCGAGGCGACGGCGACUACGAUGAAGAUGACCGUUACAGGUAAAUUCCAGAUUAAAUAGGGCUAUGGCGUUUUGCUUCUUUUGUACUUUUACUGUUCAAUACGAAUACCACCAUAUCAAAAGGCGAGCGCUAUGUGAGAGAUUGUGAAAAGUAUUAUGUGUUCUAUUGUUACAAGUGUUGAUUGCGUUGCGUGAAGCAUGUGCACCUGCUUCGUCCAUUCCAAGAAAGAAAAUGCAGUGUAAGCUUUCUUUUUGUCGUCCCCCAACCCGUGAAAAUAAAUAAAUGAUUGAACCAGAUGAUGCAGUUGUGUUUUUUGUACAAUGUGUCGUGUGACCUUCGUUCCCCCCCUUCGCUGCGUCGGUCGUCCUUCCCCUCGCCCAAUUGAUGUCGAAUCUGCUUAGAAACCAGGAGGGUUGAUGCGUUGCGAUACUCUCGUCCACUUUGGUACCUCUGUAGAUGGCAAUGCCUGUUAGCAAUGGCUCUUUGUCGUCCGAUACAGGAGUCCGGGGGGUUGAGGUCUGCGCGCAAACUUACUGUGAAUUCCCUUUCUGUAGCGCUUGGCGUUGCGGUCAAAGACGGUGUACUUGUCUCUAGGCAGCAUCUCAGCCUCGGUAGGCAUCUCCUCCUUCCAUCUCUCAAGGGCCUCGAGUGUCUGGCCCUUCUUUGCGAGAGCAGCGUCGAGGGUGGCCACGACGUUGUCGACGGCCUGCAGGCGCAUUCUGUGGCGGCGCUUCUGGAACUUGGACAGGCGCCACGGGAUCUUCCAGAGAAGACCACCGGAUAGCGGGUUUGUGAUUCGGAAGGGGCCAAACAUCGUGUGGUUGUCGUUUUUGGUGAUGCAAAUCGCGGUUCCAGCAGCCAAAAAGCGACUUUUCGG